AUGAUGAUUCCGUUUACUACAUAUAAUACACAAAAUGACAUUAAUAAUGUUAUUACCACUUUACAUGAUAGUGUAGGUAAAGGCCGUCAGGCCUUCCCGGAGGCCGUGUCCAAGGUGGACCAAAAAAUCAAGAAGGUUAUGGAUCCUAUAAAUCGUCUACAAAAUGAAAUACAACGUCAUAAAGGUAAGUUAGAAUGUAAUGUGAAAUCGUUGUUUCAGGCUCUGGAGGCUUUCAAGGUGAACGCUGAGAAUGACGAUUUGAAGGAAGUGUAUGGGCUGGCGGUUUUCAACCUUAAAUCAACUCAAUUUUGCGAAUUGGAAACCUCCGUAUUUGACGGCCUUCAGAAGUCCUUUGACACGGUGAGCGGUGCGUUGGCCAAUCUUAAGAAUAGGGAGUCUCAAGUAUUGGUUGAAGAUGAGAAAGGGAGGCUUAAGAAAGAGGUUGAACAGUUGAGUAAACGCUUGUCUGAACUUGAAGAGGUUGGUGAUACGGUGAAGGUGCCGAAUAAAACCCUGAGUGAUUACGAGCAAAUGGGUGAAGAUGAUAAUGUAUGGGAUUUGAGAAGUCCGAUAAAAUCGCUUAAGCAGGAGCUGAAUGAGAAGUUUAAAAAGUAUGUGACAGAGUAUGUCAAGAAAGUUCAGACGGAAGUACAGAGCAUUAAAGAAGAUAUGAAGAAUGUGAAUCUGAAAGGAUCUGUUCCAGGCGGUAAAAUAUCCAAGCUCCACCGGCAAGCCAAAUCGGUCAAAGAUGACAUUUUUAAAUUAGAUGGCCAACUUCAGCUGGCUGCCGGUAAAAUUGGCAAAACUAUACAUGACUCUGUAGAGCAAGUUGGCACAGCGCUUACCACGUUGGACACAAAAGUGAAAUUUGAUUUGGAGAAGUUGGAAGGACAGGUUAAGGGUUUGUUCGGUGACCUUAAACGCAGUUCGCAAGGAUUUUGUGAUAAAUUUAGUGCAACUAAAGGAGCACUUUUUCAAGCUAUCACUGUCGUGGAGAGUGCAAUAACGAAAUUGGGAACUCUUGAUCAACUUGAGAGUAUUGAUACGUCUAAGCUUAGAGACCUUAAAUUAUUAACUGCGCUUAAGAAAGGCGGCGUUGAUCCCUUCGACUCUCUUAAACAGUAUUUCCAGAAGCUUGACAUCCAAGUCAUGCAACCUGUCAAGGAGGCGAUGGAGAAGAUUAAUGAAUUGGUUAAGAUAUACGCUGGUUACUACGGAGUGAAUCGCUUACCAGAUGAACUAAAGAAAUCGCCGGUUAAUGAAAGCAUAACCACCGCCUUAAAAUCUCUUACAACUAUUAGUAAUCUCACUACCCUGCCGAAUCUGACUAAUGUUAAAUCACUUCUCGGAAACAUCGUAUUUGACGAUCUAAAUACAGAAUUUUCCAACGUGCUUCCUGUCAUAAAUAACCUCAAAACGAAGUCCGUGGAGAAUAUAAGCAAAGAUGAAUUGGAAUCCCUCCUCCCCAAAUUAGCUGAAAUGGCCAAAGCCGUCGCCACGCACUCGCACAGUGUGGUCAGAGCAGUCAUCGAUGGUGUCAGAACUGAAGUCCAAACAGAAAUUCAUAGUGUUGCCCAGGCUAUAAAUUCUAAAGUGAAUAAGAUUAAACAAGGUGUAAAUAAUGGCAGUGCCGGUGACAUAAAAGUUGAGUACGGCGGCGGCGGCGAAACGGAAAACGUUAGAGGACUCGAGUGGUUGGUGACUGAUUUUACAAGCAGCAUCAAUACUGUGAUUCAAGGACUUGAUAAGCAAGUGGAAGGUGCCUUUAAGAAGGGUAGUGGCUCGAAUGAGUAUAAUAUUCAGGAAGCCAUGCCGCAAUAUUACAACUGGGUGAAGGAGGACGGCACCCAAAAAGAAACCCUUAAAGCCAAGAUCGCUGCCAUUAAAACAGAUCUGAAGGACUAUUUUAGGGCUGGUGAUGUUAAUAGGUUGUCCAGUUUCAAGCUUGAUAAAGAUGGCCCGUUCAAAGAAUAUUACUCAAGGAGGCAAGUAGCCACGGAAGUCAUCGGAAGAGUACUCGAGAAAAUAGGUAUACUUGAAGGAACCUACCCUACUGUUGAGGCGCUUGACACCUAUCUUGAGAUGCCAUGGAUGACUCGGGUGACAACCUUCCAGGAACGUUACCGCCCUCUCCGGAAGGGGGAUCCAUCUCGCCGACAAAAUCGAUGCCCGAGUUAG
This is a messenger RNA of Babesia ovata, 2178 nucleotides long. RefSeq lists its product as uncharacterized. The record is from RefSeq and is a predicted model, not a curated record. The transcript is spliced from 5 exons. NCBI's taxonomy places the organism in Eukaryota, Apicomplexa, Aconoidasida, Piroplasmida, Babesiidae. Bases 1 to 2178 code for a protein of 725 amino acids.